AUGGAAGAGGUUUGUGUUGUCCAAAAUUUCUCGUUCCUUCGUGGCUCUUCUCUCGUGCAAGCUGUGGGUCUCCUUCAACUACUAUCUCCAGCUAGAAGUGGCUUCUACCGUAUCUCCAUCUACAACCCUUCACUCCAAGUUCUAAGAUUCUGGUAUACCGUAGGUGGGAUGGAAAGGAGGAUACAACCAAUAGAGCAAUAG
This is a messenger RNA of Closterium sp. Naga37s-1, 201 nucleotides long. The record is from the annotation of a GenBank genome assembly. Lineage: Eukaryota; Viridiplantae; Streptophyta; Zygnematophyceae; Desmidiales; Closteriaceae.